Molecule: messenger RNA, 1186 nt
Organism: Lactuca virosa
Lineage: Eukaryota; Viridiplantae; Streptophyta; Magnoliopsida; Asterales; Asteraceae
Source: the annotation of a GenBank genome assembly
CCAGUCACUAUUCUUCUCAUAUGUCUACCUUCGAAGAUCUCUUUUAACUUUCCCAAUAAUCUGAAAUACUUAUCUCUUUCUUUGAAUCGACGUUUGUUUCCCUGAUCUUUUACGCUGUUCUCGUGGAUUUGAUUGUUUUGUUUUCUGAUUCCUCCAUCUUUAUCAGAUAAUUCACAAUUUAAUCCGACCAGUUUUAACGGCUACUUGCAGAACUUCCGAUUUUAGGGUUGUUUCUGUCAAAUUGGUUACGAUUUGAUCUAAAUUUGUUAUUAUUAUGACGUAUGAGGAAGCAGAUGUAGUCACCCUUUUGAAGAUCGCGAUUGAAGAUCCCAAGGAUGAUUACGUAAUUUUGAAGGAACCGGAGGGGUUGGGCGGUGGUAAUGGCCGCGGCGGCGGCGGUUGUUGUUCACUGCCUUCUUCUUCCUCGUCUUCGAGGAGUUGUAGUAGUGUUGGUGGCGGCUUUUGGUGCUCUCUUUGGUGGUGGUCGAAGCUUGUUCUUGUGUUUAUCUUCUUGGCUGUUGUUGGGGUUUGUUUCUUUCUAUGGAUCGGACCUUUUUUAAUGAAUAAGGAGGUUAUCCCUAUUUUGAAUUGGGAAACCGAAACUUUCAGCAAACCAGUGUUAGCAGUUUUGAUCUUCACUUCUGUAGCAAUCUUCCCAACCAUAUUACUACCAUCUACACCUUCAAUGUGGGUAGCCGGAAUGAGUUUUGGCUAUGGUUUUGGGUUUCUUUUAAUCAUCAGUGGAGUCAUCAUCGGCACAUCACUUCCCUAUUUCAUCGGUUCCCUAUUCUACCACAAAAUCCAAGGAUGGUUAGAAAGGUAUCCAAAAAAAGCUUCAAUCUUGAAGUUAGCAGGAAUGGUCCCUGAGAUUUUCGUUGCAAUAUACACGGGUAUAAUGAUCAGAACUUUGGCAGAUGCUUCAAAUGAUCAACACUCACUUUCAGUGACUCAGAUUUUAGGUACUGUUGGAGGGUUUCUUUUAACAAUUACUACAACUGUUUUGGUGACAGUUUAUGCAAAAAGAAGAUUGAAUGAGUUGCAGAAAGAUGAAGAACAGCUAUUGCUUCAGUAGGAUGCAAAGAUGAUGAAGAGAAUCAUAAACUAACAAAAGAAAGGGUGUUUUUUGAUUGAUUUAAUAGAGUAUAUAUAAAUGCCAUUAAAAGAUUGAUCUUUUGAAAAUCCCCAC